AUGGGAGAAUCAUCAGAGUCACAACAACAACAACAAUCAUUCUUCAAGAAACACUGGGAAGGUUUUACUGAAUUUUGGGGCGAGAGAUUUUCCUUUCUUGAAAACUAUUCAAAAUUCCUCAGACGUGAUAAGCCACUUCCUACUUGGUCUGAUUCUGAUGUCCAAGAAUUCAUUGCUUCAGAUCCUCUUCAUGGCCCCGCUCUGAGGACUGCUAGGGAAGCAGCAAACUUUGGAGUUACAGGAAGUGUAAUUGGAGCAGUAUCAACUGCAGGUGUUGCCUGGAAAUAUUCAAGGAGCUUACAUGGUGCUGGGCUGUCCUUUUUAGCUGGAGGUGUUUUUGGUUGGACAUUUGGACAUGAAAUUGGAAACCACUGGCUGCAACUCUACAGGUUGGAUACCAUGGCAGCACAGGUUAAGUUCAUGGAGUGGUGGCAGAAGAAAUGUGGAGAGCGGUCUUAA
Dovyalis caffra is the source of this 459-nucleotide messenger RNA. Lineage: Eukaryota; Viridiplantae; Streptophyta; Magnoliopsida; Malpighiales; Salicaceae. The record is from the annotation of a GenBank genome assembly.